Erinaceus europaeus (western European hedgehog) is the source of this 2248-nucleotide messenger RNA. RefSeq names its product NFKB inhibitor delta (gene NFKBID). Lineage: Eukaryota; Metazoa; Chordata; Mammalia; Eulipotyphla; Erinaceidae. The coding region runs from base 80 to 1645 and encodes 521 amino acids. Gene Ontology annotation, biological process: regulation of gene expression. Gene Ontology annotation, cellular component: nucleus. The record is from RefSeq and is a predicted model, not a curated record. Gene Ontology annotation, molecular function: protein binding. The transcript has 11 exons.
GGAUUUUUUUUUCAAUUACGGAGGGGGUGGAGUGGAACUGCAGAGGUGCCCCUCACCUUCCUCAGUUUCCACGACGCUGAUGGAAAAUUGGGUCGGAGGGGAAAGCGUGGAGCGAAGGGAAGGAAACGGCGGAGGCGGGCGCCGCACCCGGAAUCUUAACUUGCUGUGUGUGUGCGCCAGUUUUUCCGCGCGGGAGGCCGAGGAGGGCGCCCAGCCCACACCCCAGCGCACCGGAGUGACUAAGGGCUGCGGUGCCUUCAUCCCACCCCACCCCCUUCCCCCAGUGAGCCGGAAUGAACGCAGCCACUGUCCAUCACAGACAGUGAAGAAGCUCCUGGAAGAACAGAGGCGCCGCCAGCAGCAGCCUGACGCUGGGGGGCUACAGGGACAGUUCUCACCACCCCCACCUCUGUCCCUGACCCCCUCUGUGAAUGAAGGGGAGGCUGGCCAUACUCACUUCCCAGUGCACCAGGAGCCUCUGAGCUCUGGAUCCAGCAACCUGGCCCCCCCAGCGAGCUUUCCAGACUGGGACCCCAACACGCCUGCUGCCUACACAGAAAGCUCCUAUUCUUACCCUACUUCUGCUGCUGAAACUUUCCUGACUCCUGACUUCUACCCACCCUUGGACCCAGGGCGUCUGGGACCAUUCCCCUCUGGGAUGGAGGACCCCCUGGAUACCCGGCUCUGUGCAGAACCUCUUCUACCUCAUACAGGAGCCUGGAGAGGCUCUGGACUCUCCUCAGGACCCCCACAGCUGCCCCCUGUGGUUACUGGACCAUCCCUGGACACAGCCCGUGCUCACAUGCUGGCUCUGGGGCCACAGCAGCUGCUGGCCCAGGAUGAGGAAGGAGACACGCUCCUGCAUCUGUUUGCAGCUCGGGGACUGCGCUGGGCAGCAUAUGCCGCCGCAGAGGUGCUCCAAGUGUACAAACAUCUGGACAUUCGAGAGCAUAAGGGCAAGACACCUCUCCUGGUGGCUGCUGCUGCCAACCAGCCCCUGAUUGUGGAGGACCUGCUGAACCUGGGAGCAGAGCCCAAUGCUACUGACCAUCAGGGACGUUCUGUCUUGCACGUGGCCGCUACGUAUGGGCUCCCAGGAGUUCUCUCGGCUGUGCUCAACUCAGGGGUUCGAGUUGACCUGGAAGCCAGAGACUUCGAGGGCCUCACCCCACUCCACACAGCCACCCUGGCUCUCAAUGUUGCUAUGCACCCACCGGACCCAUGUCCUCGGAUGCUGAGUGCCCAGGCACGAGAUAGGCUAACCUGUGUUCAGAUGUUGCUGCACAUGGGUGCUGAUCACACCAGCCAGGAGAUUAAAAGCAACAAGACUGUUCUGCACUUGGCUGUGCAGGCCGCCAACCCUACCCUGGUCCAGCUGCUGUUGGAGCUUCCACGGGGAGACCUGCGGGCCUUUGUCAACAUGAAGGCCCAUGGGAACACAGCCCUGCACAUGGCAGCCGCCCUGCCUCCUGGACCAACCCAGGAGGCUAUUGUGCGGCGCCUGCUGACUGCUGGGGCAGAUCCGACACUGCGCAACCUGGAGAAUGAGCAGCCUGUUCACCUGCUACGUUCUGGCCCGGGCCCCGAGGGGCUCCGGCAGCUAUUGAAGAGGAGCCGUGUGGCGCCCCCAGGUCUGUCCUCUUAGGACUCAAAUCCAGAACCUGGACUGAUUUUUCCAGUCCCCACCGUCCUGUGGGACAGUCAGCGUAUGCUAUUGUUGCAAAUUCAUGAUAAUGUAUGUGGAAUGUCCUGCCAUUGGGGUCUUACAUUAAAACCCCAGAAUGGCUGCUGGGAGGGGUAAACAAUCCCCAAUAUUUGGGGUAAUGUGAUACCCCUCUUCCAUCCACAAGGAGCCCCUUGAUGAUUUCUGUGAAAUCGAGGCCCCUUGCCUGUUUCUGUGAAACACCCUGGAUACCUAGCGCUUUCCCCUCUGGGAUCAGUUGGAAUUCCCUCCCCUGACUCUUCUUACCUGGAACCCCAGAUGUAAAUUCCCUACAGGGUACUUAGAACACCCCAAAAGCAUAAACCCCAAUAGCAUUUUAAUAGACCUCCUAGGAUGACACCCAACCCUCCCCAGGACCCACACUCUCAGGUCCUUCAUCCUGAGACAUAGUCAGGACUCUUUUAGAAUCCUUAGGUCCUCCUGCUUCCUAAUUCAGAAUUCAGCAGGCCCCUGCCCCAGGCCUCAGCACUCCAGUGAAUCCCUCCCCUCUUAGAAACUCCCCAUUAAACUCAAUUUGGACUUGAA